Molecule: messenger RNA, 1159 nt
Organism: Daphnia magna
Lineage: Eukaryota; Metazoa; Arthropoda; Branchiopoda; Diplostraca; Daphniidae
Exons: 4
Coding region: 72-878 (268 amino acids)
Source: RefSeq, a predicted model, not a curated record
AUGAAAAUCAAGACGUUGAUGAAAAUCAAGAAAAAGACUGUUCCAAAUGUUCAAAUUUUGAAUCGCGAAUAAUGAAAUUGCAGUCUGAUCUGUCUAUUUCUUACGCUAAAAAUGGAACUCUGCGAGAUCAACUGACUAGUAGCGAUGCCAAACUAAAAGAACUGCAAGCAUUAAUUUGUUAUUAUGAAGUCUCACGGCCGACUACAAAACUUGGAUGGGACAUUCAGAAACUGAUUGAAGCACAUGUAAGUGGGCCGGUCAUGAUGGGAAACUUCAAGUCCAGCACCGAUGAACAUCCCGAUGAACCAUUUGGUCAGCAGUUUUCAGCAUGGAAGUCUCAAAAGGCCGUUCAUGUUCCUGAAGUAGAUCUUCGCCAUAAUUCUCCUCCACUGCCGGCACUUAAAAAGACCAUUCCUCCGACAGCUGGUCUUAAUGUUGAAUCGAUUUCUAAUGUGAAAACUGCUCCUUUGACAGUGCACGCCUCUGAGAAUGGAUCAUCAGGCGAUAAUAAGGAGUUGACCGAAGAAAUCCGAUUUCCAAUCCCUGAUAGCGUCUUAGAUUUAUUCUCUACAAAAACAUUGUCAAAUUUCGUUGGGAAAACCAUGGAAUAUUUGCACCCUGAUGGUGACUACUUGGCAACACGUAAUCUCUCAGACAGAAACAUGUCAGCACAGAAAAUUCAAGCUGGAAAUGCCAGUGACAAAAUCCCAAUGACGGAAGAGGAAAUACAGCAAGUCGUUGUGACAGUUGAACGCAAGUUUAAAACUACACAAAAAGCACAACAAUUGACUGAAAUUCGGAGAGCAAUCGUCGUCAAACUCAACAACUCAGCAGCGAAAGCCAGAAAGCAGCAAAUCAUCGCCAAUUCGUCAACUUAAUUCUAUACGACGAAGAAACAGCCAAGCUCAGUUAUUAUUUUUUUUAAUUACAAUGAUUCAGAGGGUUUUCUAAGUUAAACAAACUGUGUUCUCUUGAUUAACACACCAUUUUUAUUCCAGAAAAUAUGCCAAAUUGUAUGUUUCUCAUGUGUUUGUGUUAUGCUGCUUUAAUGGGUUGAAGCCGGAAGUCAUUAUUAUUGCCAAAAAUUAUUGUGUUCACGUGCGCGUAUCAAAUACUCCCAAUUCAUUGCAAUUGAUGUUGUGUAUACCUAUGCGGAUUU